GCAGAGAGAGCUGCGGCCGUGGCAGCUGCACGGCUCCGUCCCCGGAGCAUGCGCGACAGCCGCCCCAGAGCCCCCAGCCGCGGCGCCCAGCGUCCCGCCGCCAGCGCAGCCCCGGACGCUAUGGCCCACCCCUCCGGCUGGCCCCUCGUGUAGGAUGGUAGCACGCAACCAGGUGGCAGCCGACAAUGCGAUCUCUCCGGCAGCAGAGCCCCGACGGCGGCCAGAGCCCUCCUCGUCCUCGUCUUCAUCCUCGCCGGCGGCCCCCGCGCGUCCGCGGCCCUGCCCCGCAGUCCCAGCCCCGGCCCCGGGCGACACUCACUUCCGCACGUUCCGCUCCCACUCCGAUUACCGGCGCAUCACGCGGACCAGCGCACUCCUGGACGCCUGCGGCUUCUACUGGGGACCUCUGAGCGUGCACGGGGCGCACGAGCGACUGCGCGCCGAGCCUGUGGGCACCUUCCUGGUCCGCGACAGUCGCCAACGGAACUGCUUCUUCGCGCUCAGCGUGAAGAUGGCUUCGGGACCCACGAGCAUCCGCGUGCACUUCCAAGCUGGCCGCUUCCACCUGGACGGCAGCCGCGAGACCUUCGACUGCCUCUUCGAGCUGCUGGAGCACUACGUGGCGGCGCCGCGCCGCAUGUUGGGGGCCCCGCUGCGCCAGCGCCGCGUGCGGCCGCUGCAGGAGCUGUGUCGCCAGCGCAUCGUGGCCGCCGUGGGUCGCGAGAACCUGGCGCGCAUUCCUCUUAACCCGGUACUUCGCGACUACCUGAGUUCCUUCCCCUUCCAGAUCUGACCGGCUGCCGCCGUGCCCGCAGCAUUAAGUGGGGGCGCCUUAUUAUUUCUUAUUAUUAAUUAUUAUUAUUUUCCUGGAACCACGUGGGAGCCCUCCCCGCCUGGGUCGGAGGGAGUGGGUGUGGAGGGCGAGGUGCCUCCCGCUUCUGGCUGGAGACCCCAUUUCUCCUCUCGCGGGGGGGGGGCUCCCCUCCUGGUGCUCCCUCCGGGUACCCCUGGUUGUAGCAGCUUGUGUUUGGGGCCAGGACCUGAACUCCACUCCUACCUCUCCAUGUUUACAUAUUCCCAGUAUCUUUGCACAAACCAGGGGUGGGGGAGGGUCUCUGGCUUCAUUUUUCUGCUGUGCAGAAUAUCCUAUUUUAUAUUUUUACAGCCAGUUUAGGUAAUAAACUUUAUUAUGAAAGUUUUUUUUUUUAAAG
This is a messenger RNA of Acomys russatus (golden spiny mouse), 1211 nucleotides long. RefSeq names its product suppressor of cytokine signaling 1 (gene Socs1). Gene Ontology annotation, cellular component: phosphatidylinositol 3-kinase complex. The record is from RefSeq and is a predicted model, not a curated record. Gene Ontology annotation, molecular function: 1-phosphatidylinositol-3-kinase regulator activity. The coding region runs from base 155 to 793 and encodes 212 amino acids. The transcript has 2 exons. Lineage: Eukaryota; Metazoa; Chordata; Mammalia; Rodentia; Muridae. Gene Ontology annotation, biological process: phosphatidylinositol phosphate biosynthetic process; intracellular signal transduction.